Vicia villosa (hairy vetch) is the source of this 1263-nucleotide messenger RNA. RefSeq lists its product as uncharacterized. The coding region runs from base 1 to 1263 and encodes 420 amino acids. Lineage: Eukaryota; Viridiplantae; Streptophyta; Magnoliopsida; Fabales; Fabaceae. The record is from RefSeq and is a predicted model, not a curated record. The transcript has a single exon. Gene Ontology annotation, molecular function: zinc ion binding; nucleic acid binding.
AUGGAGAAGUGGAGGAAUAUCCCAUUUUCAAAAGAAGAAGAGGAGGGCGUAGAAGCAGAGCCAGAUGAAGUUAACGGCGACGACUCAUUUCAACGGUCACUAGCAGGGAAGCUAUGGACAGACAGCAGCUUCAACAUUCGGGCGUUUAAGAGUACUAUGGUGGCGGCCUGGAAACUUAGGAACCCAGUUGAGAUUCAGGAACUGAGCAAAAAUCUGUUUGUGUUCAAGUUCUCAACAAAAAGAGAUCUGGAAUCGGUGUGGAAGAAUGGCCCAUGGAGUUUUGAUAGAGCCCUUUUAGUCCUCUCGAGAAUAACGGGAGAGGAGCAACCGGCGGAUCUAAGCAUGCACUACGGUGUCUUCUGGACGAGGGUUUAUGAGCUUCCCUUGGUCUUGAGAUCUGAAGCUAUGGCGAGGAAGCUGGGGAAUAUAAUGGGCAACUUUGAAGAAAUGGACACUAAGGAGGCUUACCGAAAUGGCAGAUUUCUCAGGAUUAAAGUCUCCCUGGAUCUGAGAAAGCCAUUGAAGAGAGGGACAGUGGUGAAAUUCAAAGAGAAAAAUCUAAGGGCUCAUUUCAAGUAUGAGCGACUUCCUACAUUUUGCUACAUAUGUGGGAGAAUUGGCCACCAGCUGAAGGAUUGUGAAUCCUUGGAGGAACUGAAUGAAGAAGGCUUUGAAGAUCUUGAUGAACAAGAUCUCUCGUUCGGGAACUGGCUAAGAGCAUCUCCGCUCCCUAAGAUGGUGGAGGAACAAAAAUCUAAAGAGUCAAGCUCUGGCACAUGCAGCAAAAAUUUGUUCAAUGCUCCCUCUAGCCAGAGUAGAUGCGGCACGAAAGAAAAAGAAAAAGGAAGAGAAGAGGCGGAGGUAGUCCAAAGUAGAUUGAAAGAGACAGGUGCGGGCGAAGGUGAUCCUCCCCAUUCAAAGCGGAAGGAAACAUUGGUGGAUGUAGAAGGAGUAGCGGAGUCGUUGGAAGCAGUCCUGUUAACGGCGGUAGAUGACAAUCCGAUGACUAAAACUGACUCAGCUGGCACCAAACCUAGGAAGUGGAUUAGGAAAAAGAAUGUUAAGAGAGCAGGUAAUUCCAGUCAGUCUAACAAAGCUCUAGAGGUAGGGAAGAGACAGCUUGUUGAAGUCCAGAUUAUGGAGGGCUCUGUGGAGGAUAUGGGGAUAGGUGAUAGGAAAAGGAGACAAGUUGGAGACAAGGAGAAAACUCAAGAAACAAGACCAGAGGUGGUGUUGGUAGACCAACACCGCCUGCCCCAAUGA